AUGUCUUCUAACGACCUAGCUGCUACUAUGCGUUCGAUUCUGAAAGGCGACCACCAGCUCAGCGCUGAGUUGAGUACUGUUUUGGUAUCUCUCGGCUCAGCAGUCAAUCAACUAAAAAUCCAGCAGGAUGCUACAGUCAAGGAACUUGAACUGGUAAUUAAUUUACCACUACCCUUCGGACAGUCCAAAAUUCAGUCUUUGCAACUGCUAUUCGACAAAAUUGGAUACUCGAAGCUUCUUUCCGAUUUGGAAAGAGAUCUCAUUGCUGCGGAUAUCUUAUACGUGAACAAGAACGGUUCUUGUAAUAUGGCAUUUUUCGUAUCCCAACGUCACCAUGAUUACUUGAUGAGCGCAAACUUCCAGCGCAAAAUCGCCGUGGCCUACAAUUAA
Cylicocyclus nassatus is the source of this 390-nucleotide messenger RNA. NCBI's taxonomy places the organism in Eukaryota, Metazoa, Nematoda, Chromadorea, Rhabditida, Strongylidae. The record is from the annotation of a GenBank genome assembly.